UCCAGAUUCUCUGACUUGGUCCACACACUCUCUCCCUCUCUUUACCUAAAGUUCAAUCGGUGGUGCACUAUCUGGACCGAUCUACCACGGUGCCAUAACCCCCAAGUCAAUCUGCACGAACUCAGUCGAUCCCGCAUUGCCGACUUUACACGCGCCCCCGAACAAACACCACAUACAUCUACUCGGAUACCACCCCCCACCGAACAACUCGAAUCGAAAACGAAACACAGAAACCUCUUAUCACAAUGGCCACGCAAGGACCUUCGGCUCUGCCCCCCACGACCAUCAUCUCCUCGAGACCCAUCUCCCAGUCGGCCGCGCACGACUUCCUCGCCGCCUACCUCGACCGCGCCGCUACAGACCCUGCGCUGCAACCCAAUGCCGGAAUCAGCGAGCAUGGUCCUUUGUCGCGCACCACGGCGGCCGCCCCCAACCUGAUGUUGCACAAUCUGAAGCGCGUGCAGGCGGGUCUGGCGGGUGAGGUGCUGGGGCGGGACUUGACCCUGGCGAAGCUCAUGGCCGGGGAGGACGGUGAUGCGCAGCAGACCCCCGAUGCGGCGCAGGGUCAGGACUGGGAAGAUGCGCAGAAGUUCCAGCAGGAAGGCGAAGCUGUGGAGGAUGCUCAGGAUCCCAUGGAUGCGGAUGUCAAUAUGGAGCAAGAUCAGGGUGACGACGCCGCUGCUGGAGGCAUUGACAAGGAGGAGAGGAAGCGCAGGAAGAAGGAGCGCAGGUUGGCUGAGAAACGGGCCAAGGCUAAGGCUGACACCGACGCUUGAAGAUCGGAACAAAUGUUAUGCACCUAAAAGUUCGGUUGUUGAUACGGUUGGCGAUGGCUUGCAUCAGCUUUUUCUCUGGGAUUUACUUUUUAUUGAUUUGGGGGUUGCAAGAUUAGACGUGCAUACUGCAUUGGGCGCAUCAAGGGCGAAAACUUUUGGAGGUUGUUAUUGGUUUGUUUUAUUA
This is a messenger RNA of Aspergillus homomorphus CBS 101889, 960 nucleotides long. RefSeq lists its product as uncharacterized. The transcript has a single exon. NCBI's taxonomy places the organism in Eukaryota, Fungi, Ascomycota, Eurotiomycetes, Eurotiales, Aspergillaceae. Bases 246 to 776 code for a protein of 176 amino acids. The record is from RefSeq and is a predicted model, not a curated record.